AUGAACUCAGUGUUGAGGUCGGUUGUAGUCGUCUGGGUGUUAGCCCAUUCGUCCGAAUCUUUCCUGACCCAGUCACCAAACAUGCUCGCGCCGAGCUCCAUGAGAGCAACAGUCUCAUGUGGGGUGAAGUCGAUACGGAAGUUGAACAUCGUCUGUAGGAUGAGAUCUCCUGGUAGCGACAAGAACAAGCCUGAGAGCCCUCAGAUGCCCAAGAGGAGCCGGGCUUCCCGCGGCAGCUCCACGCGAACAGGGCGCGCACAUGUCAGUGCAACUGGUGCAGGGACGCUUGAGCGGGAGAAGAUCGAGUAUGGGGCAUAUAAAGGAAGGAGAGAGAAUGAUGACGCGCCAAGAUCAAAUGAGAUGCCUCCACAGAACAGCUCACCAUUCAUCUUCACAAUGUCCAAGGGGAGAAGCUUUGACCGUAGCUCAGGCGAAAGUGAAAUUGUUCCCAACGGUGAGGACCCUACCAAGUUCGAAGCUUGGAACAUGCUCUCUCCCCUGCGAAAUGGUGUCUCUAACCUUGGGGAGAACAUUCUGAGGAAUCUUCCCACGUUGAAUGCUCGAUCAGAUUUUGAAAUUCCAGAUGAAAAUCUGAAGCAAAAGCCGUCGUGGACUGAGUCGGAGUACAAAGAAACCUCGAGCAUCCGGUUUAGGGACGGUUGGGCGGAGUCGUUUCCGUCUGCCGUGGACGCCGCUAGCGGAGACAUCAACAAGCUUCCAACACGGAUUCCUUUUCUCUUUGGAACUCAGAGAGGCAAACGAGCUGCUAUGGCAGUCCUGGCUCCGCCUGAAAGCACCUCCUUGUAUAAGAGAAUUCCUUUCCUCCUCGGAUCAACCAGACCACCUUCGGAAUUCAUAACUUCCGCCGCGGGGAUAGGAAUGGGAGAGGAUGUAUCGAACGAGGAAGAGGAGCUGAGAGCCCUGAUGAUUGCCAGGCAACGUGCAGAGCAUGCCAUGCAAGCGCUGCAGAGGAACAGAGGUGGCCAAUCCGGAGAUGUAAAGCCUUUUUCGAACACUAUGCCUUCUUUUGUGCCAACGAGGCCCUCCUCGCCAUUUGCUGUCAACGUAGGCACACCAAAUGUUCAAGGAAGCAACGAGGCAGCCGUCUUGGAAGUUUGUUCGUUCGAUGAAAGCAUUUUAUGCAAUGAUAUGCAUCUUAUUGGAAGGCAGAAAAGAACUGUUACAAAGAUUGGCCGACUGGAAAGUGCCUCGUUUGCUCUGUGGGGUAAGAAGGUGUUGACCGGCGUGAGCGAGUGGGUUCUGCGAGUGGAGAAACAGACUGGCGUCAUCUUUGUCGGUGUGAUGGAAGAGCCUCAAUUCCCGAGCCAUGGCUUCGCGCGAAACCUGGGGACGAGAGCAUGGAUGCUCGGGAGUUACGGGUAUGUGUGCAAAACAGAGCGAUGGGGUCAGCGAUCACUUACAGAGGACGCAAAGAGACAAGUUGGAGACCCUCGAGUCGGUGCGUUGUCGUUCGGUACCGGCACGAUCAUCAGGAUUGUGCACGAUCGCAACUCUUGCUCCUUGACGUUUGAGAUCUCGAACGAGAAGAAGUUCACCAUACCGGACGUGUCUCCCAUCGCUCGACCAUUCGUGAACAUCGCAUGUGGAGGGGACAGCGUUUCCAUCAUAGACCCUUCGGUGGACACAGAACGAGUUCCCUUGGAAGAGCUUGAGCCACGUUUCGAAGCUAGGGCUGAAGUAUCUGCGGAUCAGAUGGAAAAAAUUCGAGCAGAGGCUGAAAACUUCUGGACUUGA
Molecule: messenger RNA, 1755 nt
Organism: Guillardia theta CCMP2712
Lineage: Eukaryota; Cryptophyceae; Pyrenomonadales; Geminigeraceae
Exons: 4
Coding region: 1-1755 (584 amino acids)
Source: RefSeq, a predicted model, not a curated record